AGAGCACCGACGGCGGCCGUCGCAAUCGGGAGUGGUUUAGGACCCGGGGGCGGCUUCCCUGCGCGAGUGUGGCACGCAGAAGUUGAGGCUGCGGGGCCGCGGGCAGUGGCAGUCAGGCCUCCCGGCUCUGUGCCACUUGCGGCCCGGCUCUCCUCCGCACCCCCACUCGCGCUGCGAUGACGCGCUCAUUGUUCAAGGGAAACUUUUGGAGUGCAGACAUCCUCAGCACCAUCGGCUAUGACAGCAUUAUCCAACAUCUGAACAAUGGUCGCAAGAACUGCAAAGAGUUUGAAGAGUUUCUAAAAGAAAGGGCAGCAAUUGAAGAGAGAUAUGGCAAAGAUCUGCUCAGCCUCUCUAGGAAGAAGCCGUGUGGACAGUCUGAAACUAACACCCUGAAGCGGGCCCUUGAAGUCUUCAAGCAGCAAAUAGACAAUGUGGCACAGUGUCACAUUCAGCUUGCACAGAGUUUAAGAGAAGAGGCCAGGAAGAUGGAGGAAUUCAGGGAAAAGCAAAAACUACAACGAAAAAAGACAGAGCUUGUAAUGGAUGCUAUCCAUAAACAAAAGAGCUUACAAUUCAAGAAAACCAUGGAUGCAAAGAAGAACUAUGAGCAGAAAUGCCGGGACAAAGAUGAGGCAGAACAGGCCGUCAGCCGAAAUGCCAACCUGGUGAACCCGAAGCAACAAGAAAAGCUUUUUGUGAAACUGGCAACUUCAAAGACCGCAGUAGAGGACUCGGACAAAGCAUACAUGCUGCACAUCAGCACCCUGGAUAAGGUCCGAGAAGAGUGGCAGAGUGAGCACAUCAAGGCCUGCGAGGCAUUUGAGGCUCAAGAAUGUGAACGAAUAAACUUCUUCCGGAAUGCAUUGUGGUUACAUGUGAAUCAGCUGUCACAACAAUGUGUCACCAGUGAUGAAAUGUACGAACAAGUCCGAAAGAGUUUAGAAAUGUGCAGCAUUCAGAAGGACAUUGAAUACUUUGUGAAUCAACGCAAAACUGGACAGAUUCCACCAGCACCCAUCAUGUAUGAGAAUUUCUACUCCUCCCAGAAGAAUGCAGUCCCACCAGGAAAGACUACAGGGCCUAACUUGGCAAGGAGAGGACCCCUCCCAAUUCCUAAAAGUUCACCAGAUGAUCCUGAUUACUCUUUGGUUAAUGACUACAGUUUGCUCUAUCAGUAAAAUCAAUGAAACCAGAACUUUUUCCGGCUAGUGCUUCUAUGACAUGGAAAGGGCACCCAGAGCAGCAGGACCUAUAGCCAUGUUAUGUCAGUCAUGAAGACUUUGAAGUGAACCCUCGCUAUAAUUUUUCAGAGAUUUAAAAUUUAUGGUAGACAUUUAGGACAACAUAAGCAAGUAGAGUUCUGCAGUUUUUUGAAGUUUACAAAUUGCCCCAUUCUGAAGAAUUGUUCUUUCCCAGUUACUCAGGUUGUGAAUGAAUUAGGUUUUCAACAUGGGAAGCAUGAAAUCCACUUCUGGAUUUGGAGCGUCCACUUGAGGAGCCGAGGUGGCAGCAGAGGAUUCUGAGCCACCAGAUGCAGUAGUGGCUCCUUUGGCUUUGGGCAGCCUGGCUGUGGAGUUUCCAUGGCGACACACAGCCUCAGUGGUGCAAGAUUUAAAAUUACCUUCCUUUUUGGCUGGAAGACUUAGAAGCCACCUGAUCAUACUUUCUCAUUUUACAGAUGAGGAAACAAAGCCUGCAAGUGUGAAAUUAAUUUCCUUACAGUUUUCCUAGCUGAUUAGGGACAGAACCACAACUACAGCCCGAGCCCAACCCACAUCACUAUUCUUCUAACCCUUCCUGAAGUUGUGAUGCUCAUGCUGAAAUUUAAGAUGCCAAAUAUUUUUGCCAGCACUUUCUCAAUUGGGAAAAUCACCAGGGUUUAAAUUUCAGAUUUAUUUUUAUGUGGAUCCCUGUGUAUACUGAACUACAGAGCAUGAUGUUUAAUCUAAUUUAAGGAGCCACUGAUUGUAAAACAUGCCAUUAUUUUAUGUUGCACUAAGAAGGUGGGGUCGAGGAGUUGCCAAUAAACUUGGGACAGACCAUUGAUGGCCAAGCCCAUUUGAAUUUAAGAUGCUAAAGUAUGAAAAAAAUACAUUCUAGAAUCAAUGAAAUACCAUAUUUUGAUUCCAUUCCUCAAGAUAAUUUUAGAGUUACAAAACCAGUCCUCAAUUUUGGGUCUUCACAGAGAACCUUUCCCUUGCUAGACCCCAGAAUUUUAAAUGCAUCCAUCUUACACUUUCACAAAUAUUUGGGUUUUCCUUUUUCACUCACAAACAGCAGGGAGGUCAUGUACUUUUUGUACAACAUCUGUGCACUGUGAGAAAAUGGUACCUUUUAGUUAUUGACAAGUUAAAAUAGCACUCUCAGUUUUUCAGUAUUACAGAGAGCAAAUAGUUUCCUCUCUUGCUCUGUGCAGUAGCUUUUCCAGAACUAUGGACAAAUUGAUUGGAAGAAGAUUGAUUAUUUCCUCAUCUUUUCUUUUCUUUUUUUUUUUUGAGACAGAGUCUCGCUCUGUCCCCCAGGCUGGAGUGCAGUGGCAUGAUCUCAGCUCACUGCAACCUCUGCCUCCUGGGUUCAAGUGAUUCUCCUGCCUCAGCCUUCCAAGUAGCUGGGAUUACAGGCAUCCGCCACCACACCUGGCUAAUUUUUUGUAUUUUUAGUAGAGAUGGGAUUUCACCAUAUUUGCCAGGUUGGUCUUGAACUCCUGACCUCAGGUGAUCCACCUGCCUUGGCCUUCCAAAGUGCUGGGAUUACAGGCGUGAGCCACUGCGCCUGGCCUAUUUCCCCACCUUUCAUGUAAGGUGCUACUGAACAUGACAGCUUCUUGUCAUGACAGGAAACUUGCAUCAGUUGGAUAUCCUUUUGAGAAACUGAAUUUUGCAAAGGGCCAAAUUUCCCCAACUGAAUGGGCUCAGGAAAUGUUCCUUUACACUCAGAACAUUCUAUUUUUAAGUAUAUUAUUUAUUGUUGGCAGUUCCUCAGGGAUUUCCCUUUUCUCUGUAUUGGUCAGUGCAGUUGAUGUAAAACCGUUUUGUGGAUGGAAAAUAUUUUUAUUUUAUUGCUCUUUUAGUUUGGUAGGUUAAAUAAAGGUUCUUGGUAAUUUGGGA
Molecule: messenger RNA, 3110 nt
Organism: Symphalangus syndactylus (siamang)
Lineage: Eukaryota; Metazoa; Chordata; Mammalia; Primates; Hylobatidae
Gene: PSTPIP2
Product: proline-serine-threonine phosphatase interacting protein 2
Biological process (GO): actin filament polymerization
Cellular component (GO): actin filament; plasma membrane; cytoplasm
Molecular function (GO): actin filament binding
Source: RefSeq, a predicted model, not a curated record